Parastagonospora nodorum SN15 is the source of this 2718-nucleotide messenger RNA. RefSeq lists its product as hypothetical. The transcript has 4 exons. Lineage: Eukaryota; Fungi; Ascomycota; Dothideomycetes; Pleosporales; Phaeosphaeriaceae. The record is from RefSeq and is a predicted model, not a curated record. The coding region runs from base 1 to 2718 and encodes 905 amino acids.
AUGUGCCGGGUCCAUCGCAGGGUUUAUGUUAGGGAGGAUGGCCAUCGUUCGACGUAUGAGGAGGCUUUUUUUCCCUGCGAGAAGGCUCGAAAGGGCAGGCUUUGCUCGAAUGUCCGCACGAGGAUCACUGAGUACGAUCCUAGAAAAGGCUCAAAUGUUCCGGAUUCGCUUCCCUCACCGAUCGAGCCUCCAUCAUCAACCACUCACCUUUCCCCACCUUCAUCAACUGGUGUUCGAGUGCCGUCGUCAUCAGAACACAGCCGAUUCUCCUCGUCAUCAGCCGGUAGCGAAUAUUCUUCAUCAGACCAUAGCCAAUUCUCAUCAUCCUCGUCAUCGUGGUCUCAUUCUGGCUCGGCCCGAGCGUCAUCCUUCAAUGUCACGAAAGUCACCCCCCAGGUCUAUCAGGACGAACCCGGUGUCGCGGUUCGAAGUUCAAGGCUAGCACCCAUAACCUUUGGAAUUCAAGCGGUUCUCCCACAACUUCCUGAACAUGACGCAGUCGACUUUAAAAAUACUAUGCACGGGUAUUACGUUGAAGAUGAAGAAGGUGCGCUACCUUUAGAUGGUCGAAACCGGUCAAAAUUGCACAUCCGUGACGGCAAAGAGCGAUUGCGAAGUGAGCUUCAAGGAGAGUUACAUCCACGAUUCAUUCAAACCCUUGAGAAAGUUGAUCGUGAGGCAGCGGAAGAAAGAGUAUAUGGUCUGGAAAUUUCCCAACAUGCUCGGGGGCGGAACAGAAGAGAUUUAUUACAAGCAGAGCUCUCACAGAAUGAGCAACGGGGCGCUCACAUUCAGAAGCAUAAAAUUGUGGAAGGCGAAAGCAAGGCCUCAAGAGCAUUGAUACAACCGGCUACCCAGCGCAUACAUGCUCCACCACACGUAUCGUUCCCACCAAAUUUUGUCUUAAAGCCAACAUCAGCUCGUCAAUCUUCAUUAUCAUCCGAAAUUCCGUCCGCGUAUCAGGACACAUCUCAGUAUAAUCCUUUUGCUCCAGCAAUUACCUAUCCUGGACCAUCACCAGCUAUUUAUCAAGACCCAUGGGAGGACGACGAUGUGAUGCAUGGUCAUAGCCGCAGAAGAUGGAGCGACAGAUCGAACUCCCACGUCAGAUCCAAAACAACCGUUAGAGCAACGACCGGUAAGCCGACGGCGGGUGCGCCAGAGAUCGAUGAAGUAGCGAUGAAUGAUCCGAAAAUUUCCGAGCAUGACAGGUUAGUUACUGAUACUGUAGUUCCUGUAUCCCGGGACAAAGUCAUUGACACAGCCGACAUGCUGUACAAUACCGCAGCUGUUCAGCAACAAGACCGCCUAUAUCAUGCUACUCCACUGGAGGUUACAGAAAGUUCAUCAAGCGUGAAGACUCCCAUGCCAUCUUUGUCCACCUUGUCGACAGAUUUUUCUCGACCACGAGAAAGAGCUAACGACAGCAAGCAGAGUCUAGCAAAUCAGGAUGCUGCAGUGCUAUUCCAAGAGGUCACACCAAGUUAUGCUGAUCUUUCACCGCAGCAGGUCAGCGGAAGCAGUGCCGUUGAAGGCAGUGAGGAUCGCAAGACAAUUGAAGAAGAGCACAUGUUGCUAGCACCAAGCACAUCGCCCCCUCCUUCCUCCUAUCGAACACAAAUUGGCAAUCUAGCUGUCUCGAUACGUGCUACUCUAGUCAGUCUGGGGUAUCUAGAGACCCCGUUGAAGGAAGGGUACAUCAGGCUUAGAUGGCAGUGUAAGUGCAAAGAGAAGUUUUCCGGUGAUGUGUUUGAGUAUCGCGAGGGUGGAGUUGAUAGGCUCAUUGAACGAAUGGAACAAUCUACAGGAUGUAGGGUAGGCGCCACUUCGUACAACCAAGCGACGACAAACCAGCGAUACGCAUUUCGAACUCCUGCUUGGACGCGGGGAAUUACCCAGAAGGUGUCUUCUACCUUUAAACGUCUCGUAGGUGUACCACCAGGCCUGCCGCAGCAUAGGCAAGCUGGUACAAGCACGGCUUGCGCUCUCCAAGCCAUAGAAUUGCAGACGCCGCAGCAGAACCUGCACUUGAUGGCAUGCAUGCAGCGUGGCCGGUAUCUUCGGACCGUGCAUCAGGACCGCAUCGAUGACAUCUCUAACGAUCAAGCGCUUUUCACCUUCAUGCAAAAGCUAUUGGCGAGACACAGGGGACGCAUUCGCAAAAUAUUCUCCCUCAAAUGUGUACAAGGCAUAUACUUUGUCAAAUUCCGCCUUCGAGCAGGUGGGAGUGCAGAGGUCCGCAACCACGAACCUUGCUGUACUUCUUCAACGCAGAGGAUAUGCGAGUGUUUGCCACCAGCACCAAAAGUCGAGCCAUCUCCAGAUGCGGAGUACAGAUGCGCCCCAGCUGGUCCGCUCGACAUAUGGCCUCCAGUUCUCUCUGAAGAAUUGAUGCACAUGCUCACGUCGCCCCAAUGCAUAACUCCCAAGGAGACUUUUGUGCUCGAACAACUACCCAAGCGUACCAAGGGAGAGCUGAUAGGGACCAUUGGUCGACCAGCAGAGGGCUGGGGCAUACAUUUCCAGGAAGGUUGGGACUUUGAUCUACUCAUUGGUCUUGUCCUUGCUGUCUUCUUGUUGGCCAGCUUACUGUUCGCCGUACUUUGGAGCCACUUCAAGCUUGAUGUUCAGGGCGCGUUCGGAGUGAGUUCGUAUAUGGUUACGGCUUCGGGUAUAUUCGUCGCAUGGUUCGCGAAUAGGGCUGGGAAGUUAGGAUAG